Messenger RNA from Trematosphaeria pertusa, 1438 nucleotides. RefSeq lists its product as uncharacterized. The transcript has a single exon. The record is from RefSeq and is a predicted model, not a curated record. Bases 264 to 1316 code for a protein of 350 amino acids. Lineage: Eukaryota; Fungi; Ascomycota; Dothideomycetes; Pleosporales; Trematosphaeriaceae.
CUCACAUUGACUAGGACACAUUCCGCAAAAGGGCUCUUCGCGAUGGUUGUAAAGGAGACUAUUCCUGACGAGGUCAACGGAGGUCGAAACCAGCCACUGCUGCGCUCAGCUCCCGCCGCUGCGCCACCCUUGCCAGGAGCCUUGGCAGGUAACGCGGGAGUAGGAGUCAUAUGCUACUCGAUUCACACUAUAUGACCUUCUUUUCUCCGUUUUCAUUAUACUUCAUAGCUUUCUUCGCAACCUUUCUUCGUCUUCUCGCCACCAUGGAGACCCCAGUCGACUCAACCCUCUUCCCAAAGAUCACCAACCACAUCGCAGAAGUAAUCAACACUCUGCGAUGGCAAGAGAGGGAUCUCGAUAACCCAGAGAAACAAGUCAUUCUGGAACCCAUCCCCAUCAUCGGCACCGUCAAGCUCCACGGCACCCACGCCGACAUCCUCGUCUUCGCCAACAACGACAUCGUCCUCCAGUCGCGAAACAAAGUCAAUCUUCGCAGCACGUCAGACAACCAUGGCUUUGCAACGGCCAUGGAGAAGAAGCGCGCCACACUGCUCCGUCUCCGAGACCGAUUCGUGGCACGGUGGAAGAAGCUGCAUCCCGGCGAAGAGCUCGACACAAGUCUUCCCGUCACGAUAGCAGGCGAGUGGAUAGGCGAGAAGAUACAGAAAGGCGUCGCUCUCAUGCACCUCUCCAAGCGGCUGGUCAUCAUCUCGGCCCGCAUCAACGGUCAGUGGGUCGCCGACAAGGAGUACGCGGACAUUGAAGCACCGGAAGAAGGCAUCUACAACAUCUCUCGCGGCGGCAUCUACCACUCGAUACUCUACCCCGAAGAUCCGCAGCACACUAUCGACGAGCUAGAACCCCUCGCCGAGAGGAUAGCGGCGUGCUGUCCCUUUGCAGAAACCUUCGGCGCUAUCGGCGACGGCGAAGGUCUAGUUUGGAAACUCGUACCAUACAUCUCGGACCCACAGCUCUGGUUCAAAACCAAGGGUGGAAAGUUUAAAUCCACGUUCGCGCCCGUGCCGAAGAAGCUCGCUGCAGGCUUCGAGGAGAAGCAGGAAGCUGCCGCCGCGGUGGCGAGGAUCUGGUGCUCGGAGCAGAGGAUGGAGCAAGGGUGGGACUAUUUGAGGGAGAAGGGCAUCGAGAGGAGUAUGAAAGGGAUUGGAGUGUUCUUGAAGUGGGUGCAGCGGGAUAUUUUGGUGGAGGAGCGGGGGUAUAUUGGCGAUAAUGGGGUUGAUGAAGGGAUGCUUAAGGCGGGGAUUAUUGCCAUUGCGAAACCGUGGUAUCUGGCGAGGGUAAACAAAGGAGAGAAGUGAAGCUUCUAUGCAACGACUUAGGGGUAGAUGCAAUGAAAGAUAGGGAUACGAAAUACGAGGCUGCAGCUGCAGGGGAGCCUGUAGAGCCUUCGUAUUCCGGGGCUAAGGUACGCUCAUGCUAC